CGCUGCCCAGAAUGACUGUGUGUUUUGCGGCCGUGUAAGUGUGUGGUGCUGAUGAUGAGGAGUUCGGCCGUGCAGUUUGGUCGCUGUUUGUAGAAGCCUUCCAAGACAUUCCGUAAAUCGCGCGGUGGAUAUUAAAUUCUUUACAUGAAGAGAUGAAUCAGGCGUCGCACUCGCACUGUUUUAAGAAGCCGGCGAGCCCGCCCGUAGGUUAUGCGUAAAUCGUUCUGUAGAUAGCACAGUUGCUCUAUUUUCGUAAGCGGUAGCGGCAGCAGCGGCAGAGUGAGAUCGUGAGAGAGGGAGGAGCAGUUUGCUGGCUUUGACAGGGGGGAGGAUGGCAUAUGGAUUUGGAGAGGAUGCCGCAAAAAGCAAGCACCUCACCGUUUCGUUAACAGAAAUGUUAAUCGCAACUGGUGGGCGUGUUGCUGAAGAACACUAAAAUAUCCCGUGAAACACCGGCAGUUGGAAUAUGCCAUCGCGUUUGCUAGUGGGCUUGGCCGCGCUCGUCGCUCCUUGACAAGUCAAUCAUUCGGAAUCGGAAUUCUGAGUGAAAGAAAGCGAACAACUGGGCGGAUGGUUUCAGCUGGGAAGCGCCGGGUGUCAUGGAGUUAUCAGUGGGGGCAAUUAUUUAAUCUUCAUUUUUAAACGGCCCGAUAUUUACGAGAAAUUAAUUUCACGAGAAGGGUGACAAAUUACUGUACAAUAAAAUGUACUCUUCAAAUGGAAGUUUGUGCUUAAAUAACAGUGUCCGUGGCUUCCAUGGCGCCUAACGUUUGAUUAGUUUUACGCCCACAUCUUAAGCAGUAAUUAAUUGUCUUGCUAGGGAUAAUUUUACACAUUUUGUUUCAUAUUUAACGAGGCGGUGCAUUUCUCCCGGUUAAAGCACCGCUGGCAGAAUGAUGUGCGAGGUGAUGCCGACGAUAAACGAAGGGGACUCGGUUAGUCCCCGACGAGGGUCUCAGAACGGUUCCGAUUCGGACUCAAAUUUCGAACAACUGAUGGUUAAUAUGCUGGACGAAAGAGACAAGCUUCUGGAAUCUUUGCGGGAGACCCAGGAAACCUUGAUUCAGUCUCAGACGAAGCUGCAAGACGCCCAGCACGAAAGGGACAUUCUACAGAGGCAGAUUAAUUCGGCGCUACCGCAGGAGUUUGCCACGCUGACGAAGGAGCUGAAUGUGUGCAGGGAGCAGCUGCUGGAGAAAGAGGAGGAGAUCUCUGAGCUGAAAGCCGAGAGGAACAACACCAGGCUGCUGCUGGAGCACCUGGAGUGCCUGGUGUCCCGCCACGAGCGCUCGCUCAGGAUGACCGUGGUCAAGCGGCAGGCUCCGCCCCCCUCGGGCGUGUCCAGCGAAGUGGAGGUCCUCAAAGCGCUGAAGUCCCUGUUCGAGCACCACAAGGCCCUGGAUGAGAAGGUGCGAGAGAGACUGCGGGUGGCGCUGGAGAGAGUAACCACACUGGAGACACAGCUGUGUGCUGCUACGCAGGAGCUCUCUGUAGUCCGGCAGAGGAAAGACAAGAUGGAGGGCGGGGACUCCCUGGACAAGAUGGACGGGUCCAAGCCCACCUGGAAGAGGCUCCCUAACGGCUCGAUCGAUGCGCACGACGAGGCCAGCCGCACGCUGGAGCUGCAGGAGCUCCUGGACAAGGCCAAUAAGGAGCUGGCACAGAGCAAGGAGCGCGUGGGCACGCUGACCUCCCGCGUGAGCGAGCUGGAGACCGAGCUCAGCACCUCCCGCAAGGACCUCCUCAAGACCGAGGAGCUCAACAACAAGUACCAGCGUGACAUCCGCGAGGCUAUGGCUCAGAAGGAGGACAUGGAGGAGCGGAUUACCACCUUAGAGAAGCGUUACCUGGCUGCGCAGAGAGAGACCACAUCCAUCCACGACCUCAACGACAAGCUGGAGAACGAGCUGGCCACCAAGGACUCGCUGCACCGGCAGAGUGAGGAUAAGGUGCGGCACCUGACGGAGCUGCUGGAGUUGGCGGAGCAGCGGCUGCAGCAGACCAUGAGGAAGGCGGAGACUCUCCCAGAGGUGGAGGCGGAGCUAGCGCAGAGAGUGGCAGCUCUCAGCAAGGCCGAGGAGCGCCAUGGCAACAUUGAGGAGCGUCUGAGGCAGCUGGAGUCCCAGCUGGAGGAGAAGAACCAGGAGCUGGGGAGGGCCCGGCAGAGGGAGAAGAUGAACGAGGAGCACAACAAGCGCCUGUCGGACACGGUGGACCGGCUGCUGACCGAGUCCAACGAGAGGCUGCAGCUGCACCUGAAGGAGCGCAUGGCCGCGCUGGAGGACAAGGUCAGGAUGGCUGAUCAUCUGGAGGGCGCGCAGAAGCAGCUGGAGGAGUUCCAUCUCACCAAGGAGAGGCUGAUUGGGGAGAUCGAGAAGCUGCGGGCCGAGAUCGACCACCUGAAGCGCAGGAGCGGAGUGUUUGGGGAUGGGGUACACCCGAGGUCUCACCUGGGCAGUGCCACAGACCUGCGCUUCUCCGUGGUUGACCCCCAGGGGGAGCACUUCAGCACCGGGGCCGUCAUCCGCCGCGCCCAGAAAGGACGGCUGGCUGCCCUGCGGGACGAGCCCACCAAGAUCCUGGCGGUGGUGGAGCAGGACUGGGACCGGUCGCAGCCCCCCAGCCUGCGGGCCAGCGUGACGCACCUGGUGGAGAGCGACCCCGAGCUGUCGGACCUGGACGACGAGGACCGCGAGACCAUGUUCGGCUCGGCCGAGCUGCUCUCCCCGAGCGGCCACUCCGACGCGCAGACGCUCGCCAUCAUGCUGCAGGAGCAGCUGGACGCCAUCAACGAGGAGAUCAGGAUGAUCCAGGUGGAGAAGGAGUCUGCUGAGCUGCGGGUGGAUGAGAUGGAGAGCCGUGUGACCAGCGGCAGCAUGGACGCCCUCAACGUGACGCUCCGCCCCCGCUCCUCCAUCCCCACCUCCGUCACCGCCCUGUCCCUGGCCAGCUCCUCCCCCCCCAUCAGCGGGCGCUCCACGCCCAAACUAUCGGCCCGCUCCACCGCCCACGAGCUGGGCAUCAUGACCCUGCCGAGCGAUUUAAGGAAGCACCGCAGGAAAGUCCUCUCCCCUGUGUCACGUGACGAGACCCGUGAGGACAAGGCCACCAUCAAGUGCGAGACGUCCCCCCCCUCGUCCCCCCGCAACCUGCGGCUGGAGCCCAUGAGCUUCAGCCAGCUGAGCGGCAGCCUGGACGACGGGCGAGGGGGGAAGAAGAAGGGCAUUAAGUCCUCCAUCGGACGACUCUUCGGGAAGAAGGAGAAGAGCCGUCUGGAACAGCAGCUGGGAAAGGAAGGAUCAGUCACCACCGUGGCUGUUCCAGAUUUCGAGAUGGCGAUCGGGGAACUGACUUGGGCAAGUGGGGACUCCAGGCGACGGGACCGCAGAUCCUGGCGUAGGCACGAGCUCCUGGAGGAUGCUCGUAGGAAAGGCCAGCCCUUCGCCCAAUGGGACGGCCCCACCGUGGUAUCCUGGCUGGAGCUGUGGGUGGGCAUGCCCGCCUGGUACGUGGCGGCGUGCCGGGCCAACGUGAAGAGCGGCGCCAUCAUGUCGGCGCUGUCGGACACGGAGAUCCAGCGGGAGAUCGGCAUCAGCAACCCGCUGCACCGGCUCAAGCUGCGGCUCGCCAUCCAGGAGAUGGUGUCCCUGACCAGCCCCUCGGCCCCGCUCACCUCCCGCACCUCCUCCGGAAAUGUGUGGGUGACUCACGAGGAAAUGGAGAACCUGGCAUCCUCCAGCAAAGCGGAGAAUGAGGAGGGGAGCUGGGCUCAGACCCUGGCGUACGGGGACAUGAACCACGAGUGGAUCGGGAACGAGUGGCUGCCCAGCCUGGGCCUGCCCCAGUACCGCAGCUACUUCAUGGAGUGCCUGGUGGACGCCCGCAUGCUGGACCACCUGACCAAGAAGGACCUGCGCACGCAUCUCAAAAUGGUCGACAGUUUCCACCGAGCCAGUUUGCAGUACGGAAUAAUGUGUCUGAAGCGUUUGAAUUACGAUCGUAAAGAACUGGACCGGAGGAGAGAAGAGUGUCAGCAAGAUAUUAAAGACGCCCUGGUGUGGACCAAUGAGCAGGUGAUGCACUGGGUGCAGUCCAUCGGGCUGAAGGAGUACAGCGCUAACCUGCUGGAGAGCGGCGUGCACGGAGCCCUCAUCGCCCUGGACGAGAACUUCGACUUCUACAGCAUGGCGCUCAUCCUGCAGAUCCCCAUGCAGAACACGCAGGCCCGGCAGGUUCUGGAGCGGGAGUUCAACAACGUGCUGGCGCUGGGUACCGACCGUCGGCUCGAUGAGAGCGAUGACAGGCCUCUCCACCGCUCGCCGUCGUGGAGGAAGCGGUUCCGCCCGCGGGAGGGGCAGGGCUUGGGCACGCUGCCCGGCUCCAUGGAAACGCUGCCCGCCGGCUUCCGCCUCACCGCCAUGUCUAUGCCCCCCUCCCUGGCCAUGGUGCCCAGGAAGCUGCAGCCGGAAGUGCAUUCCCACUACCUGUAUGGACACAUGCUCGCUGCCUUUCGAGAGUGAAAUGCCAAAUGUGAAGAGGCCAUCUCUCGGCUCCUGGGAGUGCUGUGAGCGUAGAACCUGCCGACUGGCCCCAUUCUCCAACUCUGUGCAAUAGGGGAGGUGAAAUGCUGACCACUGAACCUUGAACUUUGAACUCUGAACUUGGGGGGGGGGGGGGGGGGUGCACUCUUGCGUACCUGCUGUGAAGGAGACCUCAGUCACGACAGUAAAUUUCCAGUAUUUCCAGUUACCUAGUUGCUGUAAGUGUGGUUCAGAUUCUCCCUGUUUUAAGCUGGUGUAUCUCGCCCUGUAGUCUGUCUUUCGUGGUAUAUAUCCUGUGUGCAUCUAUGGUAUACAGUAUAUAAGACCCCACCCCCCUACCGGUUAUGCAAGGUAAUAAUUAUUUUUUCUCUUUCUGUAUAUAAAAUGGAUGACAUAUGUUUUUAUAGAAAUAUAUAUGGAAUUUAAAUUAUAUUAUUAUCGUAUGAAGACUAAAGGUAGGUCUUAGCUGGUGACUGUUUCUGUAUGUUGGACCUCUGUUCGGUAGACCUGUGUUACCUUUGUCUGUUUUAAAGAUGACGGUGUGAGUAGUUGUUUCAUCUGAGGAGUAAUGUUUUGUGAAUACUGCGAUGACACUUACCCGUGGAAAUCGGUCAUUCCUCAAACCUCAAAGCGUUUAUUCAGCUCAAUUAUCCUUCCCCCUAUUUUUUAUAAAUGCAAAAACAUGAUCAAAAUAGGUGUUUCGCUGCUGUUCUAUCGAAUGGAGGACAGUUGGGUAUAAGAGGUGUGUAACCGGGGGGAAAAAGCAAUACUCUUUUAUAUCAGCUGCAUUGGGAGAUUUCAGAGCCUAUAAGGUGCUGUGAAUGCAGAGAAUCUCAUGUCAAAACCUCACUGUCAUCUGCCCCAUAGAACUGUGGGAAUUGUAGGAACCUCACUCAUCCGUCCCAUAGAACUGUGGGAGCUGUAGGAACCUCACUGUCAUCCGUCCCAUAGAACUGUGGGAGCUGUAGGAACCUCACUAUCAUCCAUCCCAUAAAACUGUGGGAGCUGUAGGAACCUUACUGUCAUCUGUCCCAUAGAACUGUGGGAGUUGUAGGAACCUCACUGUCAUCUGCCCCAUAGAACUGUGGGAGUUGUAGGAACCUCACUGUCUAUACUGUGGGAGUUGUAGGAACCUCACUGUCAUCUGCCCCAUAGAACUGUGAGAUUUGUAGGAACCUCACAGUCAUCUGUCCCAUGGAACUGUGGGAAUUGUAGGAACCU
Messenger RNA from Anguilla rostrata (American eel), 5762 nucleotides. It is a transcript of the gene ppfia4, whose product is annotated as PTPRF interacting protein alpha 4. Gene Ontology annotation, biological process: synapse organization. The record is from RefSeq and is a predicted model, not a curated record. Gene Ontology annotation, cellular component: presynaptic active zone. The transcript is spliced from 29 exons. Gene Ontology annotation, molecular function: protein binding. Lineage: Eukaryota; Metazoa; Chordata; Actinopteri; Anguilliformes; Anguillidae. The coding region runs from base 894 to 4520 and encodes 1208 amino acids.